AUGGAGCCAAACGCAGAUAUGACAAUCAGCGGUACCCGAAUUUCUGUACGAGCCAAGGACGCAGAUAUGCCGGAAAGAGCGGGCCUUAAGCAGAUCCAACUGCUGGAGAAGAAAGUAGAGCUGCCCAACGCUGAUGUGAAGGGGUUGCUAUCUAAGGUGGAGGACUCUCGAGUUCUCACCCUUUACAUGAAUCAUCACAGAUCUUUAAAUGACGACGAGACCUGA
Sphaeroforma arctica JP610 is the source of this 225-nucleotide messenger RNA. RefSeq lists its product as hypothetical. The transcript is spliced from 2 exons. The record is from RefSeq and is a predicted model, not a curated record. Bases 1 to 225 code for a protein of 74 amino acids. NCBI's taxonomy places the organism in Eukaryota, Ichthyosporea, Ichthyophonida.